AUGUCCGCCAUCGCCCGGGGCCCACGAGCCCUCCAAGUUCAAUUGCGACCACUGGCCUACUUUCCCAUUUCAUGCCAUUUCUGCGCCGUUUCUUCCCAGCUCUUCUCAACCUCCGCACCCACACGCCAGUCCCGCCGACAUGCCCCUUCGUCAGUCCCCUCGACUUCUAUAAAUUCAAAGUUAAAGUCCCUCCGCCAUGAAAUCAAUCCUCCCAAAAGUACUCUCCCGGCGGAUCUAGACCUCCCGCCGCCUUCGUCAACCACGGCAACCAGCUCCGACAAGCUCAAACGCUACGUCGCGCUCGGCCGUGCAUACCUCGCCUUCUAUAAAACCGGCCUGAAAAAUGUCUUUGGCAACUACCGCGCCUCUAUUCCUCUCCGAAAGGAGCUGGGCUUGCCAGCCUUUCUUCCCAUCUCGCCACCACGUCGGGCAUCAGCACCCACUUCUCCGUCCUCGAGUUCCCUGUCAGCAGGGACAUCAGCACCAAUCGGGCUAAGCCGAGCACAAUUCCAACUCGUACGCCGCUCGGCCCGCGAUGUCCGUCGCAUGAUCCCCUUCACAGUGAUUCUGAUCGUUUGCGGGGAAUUCACACCGCUGAUAGUCCCGAUCGUCGGCGCCGCAAUCACCCCGGCGACCUGCCGCAUUCCGUCGCAAGUAGCCAAGGAGCGCGCCACCGCCGCCACGAGAAAGUCCGCCGCGCUGACGGCACACGCCACAGCCGUCGAUGGGUCCCUGACUCCCGCCCCGGCGGGCAGCGACGACGAACUCCGUCUGCUGGCCACCCGGCUGGCGAACCCCGGCUGGGCCGCGACGGCCGAGUCCGCAGCCGUGCAGCGCGCGUGCGCGGUCUUUGGCCUGGUUAAGCACCAUAACCAGCGCGCCGGGUCGCUUCUGGUGGCGCCGGUGUAUCGGUCUCGCCUUGUCCGGCAUCUGGAGUACCUGGCUCUUGACGACGGCAUGAUCCGCGCCGAGGGCGGCGUGUCGGCGCUGGAUGCGGUUGAGGUGCGCAUUGCUGUGGAAGAGCGCGGUGGUGUCGAUGUUGCGGCCGGCGCGAGGGAUUCGGCCCGCGCUGAAGAGCUGGACAGGCUCUGGUUGGAGCGCUGGUUGACCAUCCGUGAGAAUGAGACGGCCCAAACCGUCUAG
Penicillium alfredii is the source of this 1143-nucleotide messenger RNA. RefSeq lists its product as uncharacterized. Gene Ontology annotation, molecular function: ribosome binding. The transcript has a single exon. Bases 1 to 1143 code for a protein of 380 amino acids. Gene Ontology annotation, cellular component: mitochondrial inner membrane. Lineage: Eukaryota; Fungi; Ascomycota; Eurotiomycetes; Eurotiales; Aspergillaceae. The record is from RefSeq and is a predicted model, not a curated record. Gene Ontology annotation, biological process: intracellular monoatomic cation homeostasis.